Fonsecaea pedrosoi CBS 271.37 is the source of this 3276-nucleotide messenger RNA. RefSeq lists its product as uncharacterized. Gene Ontology annotation, molecular function: zinc ion binding; transcription cis-regulatory region binding; DNA-binding transcription factor activity, RNA polymerase II-specific. NCBI's taxonomy places the organism in Eukaryota, Fungi, Ascomycota, Eurotiomycetes, Chaetothyriales, Herpotrichiellaceae. Gene Ontology annotation, cellular component: nucleus. The transcript is spliced from 4 exons. The coding region runs from base 1 to 3276 and encodes 1091 amino acids. Gene Ontology annotation, biological process: positive regulation of transcription by RNA polymerase II. The record is from RefSeq and is a predicted model, not a curated record.
AUGGCGGGAUGCUGGACCUGUCGUCUGCGGAGGAAGAAAUGCGACGCGCAGAGGCCCACCUGCAAUGUUUGCCGCCUGCUGUUAAUUCCCUGUUAUGGAUAUGGGCCCAAACCCGGGUGGAAGGACGGCGGACCACGAGAGAAGGAGAUGGUGGCAGAGAUUCGCAGCGGAGUCAAGGCAACAACGGACAGUCUACGCCGCGCACGCGCCCUCCAUGCCUUGCGACAAAAACACCCUCUGACGGCAACGGAUGGCACGCCCAAGCUGCUAGCAAGUCUUGAAGGGGUGACACCAACGUGGCGUCCGACGCGUUCGGAUGAGCAACUCCUGGACGAGUAUUUCGACCAUGUUUUCCCCCUCCAGUUUCCCUUUUAUGUGGCUUCUCUUCCUGAAAGGGGCCACGGCUGGCUCCGUUCUCUGAUGGUGAGAUGUGAACCCCUGUGCUAUGCAGCACUUGCCCUGGUUCUCGUCUAUCGCGAUCCGAGCUCGCACCGUCCCGACACCAUCCGUGGGCGGCCGCGCGAAAAUGAACAGCAACGGCUCUAUGGUCUAGCCGUAACUGGCUUGCGGCAACACAUUGACCGCUUAAGCGAGAAAAGUGUCCAAGAAAGCCUGCGGGAUGGGAUUGAAGUGUUCGCUUGUGUCGUCUAUUUGAUCAUGCUCGAAAACUCGAGGGGCCGACUUGAUGCCUGGCAGAAGCACAUGAUUGCAUCUCCAGGCAUGUUUCCCUAUCUGCAAGCUUAUUGCCUGGCUUUCCCAUACCACCGUCUUUCUGCUUUGUAUGACGAAGGCGAGCAGAUCGAAGAAGCAAUCAGUCAGGCAAGCUCCACUGACUCCUCCCUUGCCCUUGUGGAUCAUGUGGCCGUAGAAUUCUUCAGUGCUGUUUUCCUCUGGUUCGAUACCUUGGCCACUGUCUCGACAGGCUGCAAACCUCAAUUUGCCGACAUCUGCGCAGCCGCCUUUGGCUCCUCGGACAGCAAGGUGCGACUACGGAAAAUCAUGGGUUGCGAGAACUGGGUGAUGGUCAUCAUUCGGGACAUCGCAGUGCUUGAUGGAUAUAGGAGGGGAGGACAGGAAGGACAACUUCGGAGAGGCGAGGACGUUUGCCAGAAAUAUAUUGAGCUCAAGGAGCGUCUACAACUGGGUCUCGCUGAACCCUGGGAGAGCUACCUCUCACUUUUGGCAAGGGGACCCACAGACAGAGCAGCAGAGACUUGGCUGGUCCAGGCUACUCCCAUCGUCACUCAUGUCUUCGCCUGUGCAGCUCUGGUUUACCUGACAGUCGUUCUGUCUGGUCCUAAUCCCUAUCUUCCUGAGAUUCGGGACGCCGUUUCCAGAUCGCUGAAAAUAUUCAGUGUCCUACCCGAUGUUCGGUUGCUGCAUGCCAUGCUCUGGCCUUUUUGCGUUACCGGAUGCAUGGCACUCAAAGACCAAGAGUCUUUGUUUGAGGAUUUGGCGGUGAAGGCUGGCACCUUGACUCAAGGACCUGGUGUUUGGUUGAGGGCUCUUCAGGUGAUGAAGACAUGCUGGCAGAUCCGGAGUGAGGGGAUCCAGGAUGACCCUUCCGCCGAUUGGUAUACUGCCAUGUCGACAUUAGGCUCCCGGGUGCUUCUUUGUCGAAACGCAAAGUCCCAGACAAUCGAGUCUUGCAGUCAGUGUCUGAGGGCGGGUCUGAAAUGCACUUACGAAGAGAAGCCUGCAAAACGUGGCCGGCGGCGACGAGGACACGCCCACGAGAGCACCCUUCCCUACUCUGGAAGUCUGAUUAGGUUGAACUCUCCAACCUCUCGAACAUCUGAACUCUCGCCUACGGCACCAUCUGGAAACCUUACAGAGCACGAGUUCGAGUUUGACGGUCUCGCCCAGGGCAUCGCACCUGAUGGAGACUGUGAGAGAUUUAAUGCUGAUGGUCAAAACUACCCGUUUGAGUCUCAGACUUCUGACUCGGGCACGAUUGCUGUCAACGACGACCCAUGUAUGAUACAAGAUGUGUUACUCCCAGAGGAUGAACUAUACAGGGGCGACGACAUCUGGAACGCUAUCGACGAGUUUUUUGACACCCUGUAUGUUGUGUUCCCGAUCCUGUCAUACGCAAGCCUUGCUUCACGUCUGAUCAUCGAACCCGCAUGGCGUGCCAUUCCUGAAUUCCGCACGCUACUCUUGUCCAUUCGGGCAGUGAACGCAGCAGGGCAAUUUCGCAUGGCUCCAUCAGAUACGGCACAUCUUUCGGAGCUCAUUACCCAAGUUGAGAAGUCACGCUUGGAAUACGACUUUGCCGACCCUCCAACUCUCGAUAGUGUGGUUGUCUCUUUGUUUCUUUUCACCGCCAACAAUGUCCUCGAAAAACACAACCGCGCAUUCCUGUACCUGGACGAGGCGCUGUCUCUCCUGGAGGUGGUGGGCGUUGCCGACGAAGAAGAGCGGCACCGAAAGGCACAAAUUGAGCAGGUGCUCUUCAACACAGAAGCUGCGACCAUGGCAAUCUACGCGAACCAAGGUCGACGGCGGCGGGCUCGCAGACCACGGGAAGUCGUGGACCUACCACUGAGGGCAUCCCACACCCUUAGCGCCCUUGAUGAAUCCGACAGAGUUGCUCUGCACUUAUUGAGACGCCUUACUGAAAUACAUCUCGCCGAAAACGCAGAAGCGUUUGACGAAAUCGACAUUGAGUCUGAGGCUGACAUGGCAACGCUGUUCGGGGCAGUGUUCAAACGCCAUCGGUACUCCCGUAUACAAGCAGCUGACGUGGUUGUCACGCGGCAAUGGCAACUUUCAACAAAGCUCGUUGCCAACCUCAAAAUGGGCAUCGGCAUCUCUCCGAGAUUACAGAAAUCGGUCGAGGCCCUGGGUCUUGCAGCCAUGUCUUGGAUUUGCUUACUGGGAGAAGGCGAACUACGAAUCGUGGGUCUCGGGAAACUGUCUAGCCUUGCGCAGAACAUCCGCGUCCUGGCAGGGAGAAGCCAGUGUCAAUACAUUCUAGGUGGCCUCGCUGGCGCUGUCAUCAAGGAGGAUCAUGAGAAGAUCUUUGCACCUCAACUCGCAGAGGUGGUCAUGCCUCUGAUCUCGACAGUACCUGCAUCGCUCAAUACCCGGCCGCCCUACGAAUAUCAGAGCCUGGAGUCUCAGGCACGGACAGCGAUACAAGUUGAGCCUAUGAGUGGUCGCGUCUUCGAGACCAAUAGCAAUUCAUGGGAUCCUUCGACACCGAAUGAUGCCGAGCAGACUUAUGAUGGCAAUUCACUGGACCCUAUCGAUCGAUUUAUUGACCUCUCUUGA